AUGUCCAGAACAGAAUGGAGGGGCAACUUAUGGCUUCGUAUGGAUCCAUACGACGCCAAGGCUUAUAUCCAGAACACCAUCUAUUAUUGGUUAUUGAAAGAGGGACAGCAUGUUCCCCCAGUCUGGGAGUGUGAUAUCGAGACUACACACCUCCUCGACGCCUUGCCAGGUCCUCUCAUCUGCGCGGAGGAGCUCUUCGUGUCGGAUAGUGCGACGGAAUCCCACUAUAGAAGAGGAAACAGAAAGAACAAAGGAGCCGAAAGAGUUGGCGCGAUCGAAGUUGAUGUCUCCCUCUUAAGAGACAAAGGGUUAAUUACACCCGAAGAAGACCCCACCAACAAGGCUGGCAAGAAGGUUGGGGCGAGACACUACAAGAUCACCCUAAAGCUGCGAAUGAGGUUAUAG
Fusarium oxysporum Fo47 is the source of this 405-nucleotide messenger RNA. RefSeq lists its product as uncharacterized. Bases 1 to 405 code for a protein of 134 amino acids. The record is from RefSeq and is a predicted model, not a curated record. NCBI's taxonomy places the organism in Eukaryota, Fungi, Ascomycota, Sordariomycetes, Hypocreales, Nectriaceae. The transcript has 3 exons.